This is a messenger RNA of Prosopis cineraria, 725 nucleotides long. Its product is annotated as thioredoxin H2-like. The record is from RefSeq and is a predicted model, not a curated record. The transcript is spliced from 3 exons. The coding region runs from base 116 to 499 and encodes 127 amino acids. Lineage: Eukaryota; Viridiplantae; Streptophyta; Magnoliopsida; Fabales; Fabaceae.
CCAGCAAGACAUAUCCAAACCAGUUGCGUACGAAGAAACACAGAUUUUACAACCUUAAUUCUCGUACAGCCUCUGAUUUUGGAUCAUCAGACCUUUCUCAGGAGAAGAAAGCGGCAUGAGAACCAACGUUUUGGACAUGGGGUUUCUCAGCAGAUCCUCAGAGUCGUCAUCAAACAUCCUUAGCUUCCAUUCCACUGCUAAAUGGAAUGCUCACUUUAAUGCCUCCAAAGAAACCGACAAGCUGAUGGUGAUUGAUUUCAACGCUACAUGGUGUGGCCCCUGCAAAUUCAUGGACUCAGUAAUCCAAGAGUAUGCUGCAAAAUACACAGAUGUGGAGUUUAUCAAGAUUGAUGUGGAUGAGUUAAUGGAGGUGUCUCAAGUAUUCCAAGUUCAGACAUUGCCAGCAUUCAUAUUGAUAAAGAAAGGCCAGGUUGCUGAAAGAGUGACGGGAGCAAGAAAGGAGGAGCUUCAAAAGAACCACAGGAGAGUAAUUGUAUGAUCAUACCUUGAAAUGAGGUCGCAAGGCUUUCCAAUAUAUUCCUGCCCUGACCAUUGACGAUGGAACAAGACCAGCAACCUAAGAUAACUAAAUAAGUUGGUUUCGUUGUUUGUUUUAUUGCUUACAAUGUGUCGGUUCCGAUAUUUAAUUAUAUAUUGCAUAAAUGGGCACCGAUGCACCUGGCCCUAUUUUUAUAUAUUAUACCACACGCUCAUUGGAUUCUUUA